AUGUGGCCCAACACGAAAACUAGGCUUGUGCGACCAAACUCCAAGGUCCGCCCUUUGCGCACGACCAUUUGUGGCUUUGUUUGUUCUGUCUUGGGCCAGCGCUUACCACAUUCUACUACGGCUCAUCCCUCAAGACCCUCCAACAGCGCCCGUCUUGCGAAUCGUCGUGUAUUGGUUGAGGCAAUGCAACUCAUUCUCAUACAUUCUCCCAAGUGCAGAGCACUUCUUUGUCUGCCUCAGCCUCUUACUUGCAUGUCGAUGCCCACUAAGGCAUGCCACAAAUCACCUCCAGCCAUCCGGGAAUUAUUGCAGCAGUACUCGUCUUCGUCAUUUUGCAUGGACAUGCUGUGCCCUCCCACUCUACACCACCACCACUACCUCUACCAGUGCGCAAUCCUACGCUUGUCCCAAUCCGGCACAAAUAUACAACCUACUCGUUCCAUCAGUGGCCAGCUACUCUAUCGUCUAGCCCAAGACAGGAUAGCCGAGGUGUGAUUGGGGAGAGGGUGAGGAAUGCCUUGCAUGCUCAUACUGACGCUUACCCCCAUGCUACCGUGACAUUUCCUCAUGAUCGCACCACGAUACCG
Bipolaris maydis ATCC 48331 is the source of this 587-nucleotide messenger RNA. NCBI's taxonomy places the organism in Eukaryota, Fungi, Ascomycota, Dothideomycetes, Pleosporales, Pleosporaceae. The record is from RefSeq and is a predicted model, not a curated record.